Molecule: messenger RNA, 1194 nt
Organism: Oncorhynchus mykiss (rainbow trout)
Lineage: Eukaryota; Metazoa; Chordata; Actinopteri; Salmoniformes; Salmonidae
Source: RefSeq, a predicted model, not a curated record
AUCUACUUGAGAGAACUGGCCAAUGGCCAACGUGCAUUAAUGGCCUUUUCGCUGCUGCAAAUAUGUCUAUAAUCUAUAUGCCUUUAUGCACAAAAAGGAAUCCACCUUUGAACAAAUCGAUACCUCUCCCUUGAAAGGUGCUUCAGUCGUAGUUGCAAUUGGUGUGAUUACUUGUUGCAGCCCAGAGGAAACUGCCAGAGGGCAAGCCUUCAUUCCAGACAUCCCAGUUACAGUGUUAGGUAUGGCAGGAGAGCCCUGCGAUUCCAAAUAGUGUAGAGUCAAUGGAUAAAGAGGGUGCAUAGAAGGUGGAAAAUAUGUCUUACAGUAACAGGGAACUGGUGGUGUUUUUUAUAAGCUAUAAACUGUCCCAGAGAAAUUAUCCAUGUUGUCAGUUGGUGCUGGAGGGUGCAAGUGGACGGACUGAGGGGGAUGAAGCCAUUGCAAAUGGGUCUUUGGGGAACAACAGGAACGGCAGAAGCAAUUUGGGUAUGCCUUCCUCUGCACAAGGGGGAAUUGAGGCGGUGAAAGCAGCACUACGGGACUCAGUGGAUGAGUUUGAGCUGCGUUACACCCGCGCAUUCAGUGAUCUCUGCUCCCAGCUCCACAUCACCCCUGCCACAGCCUACCACAGCUUUGAGAGUGUGAUGGAUGAAGUGUUCAGGGACGGGGUCAACUGGGGUCGCGUGGUGGGCCUGUUUGCUUUUGGCGGGGCCCUGUGCGUUGAGUGUGUUGAGAAGGAUAUGAGCCACCUGGUGACGCGCAUCGCAGACUGGAUGGCCACCUACCUGGACAACCAUAUCCAGCCCUGGAUCCAUAGCCAAGGAGGAUGGGACCGUUUUGCGGAGAUCUUCGGCAGAGAUGCAGCUGCAGACGUCCGACGGUCCCAGGAGAGCUUAAAAAAAUGGCUGCUAGUUGGGGUGAUGCUGCUUUCAGGAGUACUGGUCGGCACUCUCAUCAUGAAGAAAUGCCAGUUUGUGUGUUACCCUGUAUACCCUAGGACCAACUACAUACUUUCUUUCCAAAUGGACACUUGACAUAACAUUGAAGAUUCUAAAAUAUUGUUUUUAUUUAGUGUGCUCCAAGAAGUUAAACCAAACCUGUUUUCAUUUGACAUUUUCUUUAAGUGUUCCGUUCCUUCCUUGCUGUGCUGAAGUUUCAGGCAUGCACUAAAUAAUAAAACAUAUUCAUGUUUUA